AUGUCGUCCUUGUCGAGUUCCGUCUCCUCAGCCUCGUCCAAUCCUCCCGCCACCCGCGCCCAUCAGGUCUUCGCCGCCCCCGAACGUCCCCCGACCAGACCCCAUGCGAAUUCCUACAGCGUCGUAGGGGCCAGCGAGGCGGGUCCUUCUUCGUCCCAUUCUUCGGAACGACGUGCGGAGAGAAGGCGGUCCACCCUCUCUGGCUCCGACCGCAAGAGACGACUGGUACAUGAUGGCGAGGCCUGGCUGAGACGCGCGCAAUCCGGAGACGGCGUGGAAGCCGGACCUAGUAGGAGACUGUCGGAUUCGAAUAGCAGGUCUAUUUCGAGCGGAUCCUCGCAUACUAGACGUGAUGCCCACCAGCCCGGCGCGUCGUACGCUACGGCCAUCGACUUGUCAUCGUCCUCACCGCCGCGGCAGCAGCACCACUCGCCGACAGGCGAGCGGCGUAGUUCGUGGUCUCGCACGGGAAAUAACUUUUUGGAAUAUAUACGUCCGCGCUGGCAGCCUGACACGGAGGUGACGGAAUGUCCCAUCUGCGAACAACCCUUCAGUUUCUGGUACCGCAAACACCACUGUCGAAAGUGUGGGCGGGUAGUGUGCUCGUCAUGCUCACCGCACCGGAUCACCAUUCCGCGGCAAUUUAUCGUCCGGCCGCCAGGUUCGCAGCGCUCGUCCGUGGCGCCCUUGGUUCCACCCCGCGCUGCUCAGCUCUUGGACGCGGACCUCAACCCCAACGCUGCCAUCAACCCGGCUCUGGGAGGCGGCGAGGAGGUGCGACUUUGUAACCCGUGUGUGCCUGAUCCUAACCCCGAUCCUCCCCGUGGAUACACCACCCUCCGAUCUUGUCCAGGCCAAACGAAUCAGUCCCGGCAUCGAUCUUACCACUCGAUGUCGAUUCCUAGUAGACCGUCUUAUACUGCAACUCAUGACAACUUCUCUUCCCGGCCUGGCCGCCGAACGGUAGGAUCGAAUGACUAUUCAUCAACCUUUGCCAGCUUAGGAGGUUCGCUUGGAUCUCAGUUGCCGGAGCGUUCGAUGAAUUACGGGUCCAUGUCGGGUCGGCUGCCCCCUUUGAUAGGGGCGCCUCCGCAUGCAGUUUACGCUCCGCACCACUCGGGAAUCCCUCAGCCUGCGCCGUCGUUGUACGGCCACCAUUCCACCUCGCAUGGUAGUCGCCGCGUCCACGAGCGCGAUCUCUGUCCGAUCUGCGACCACGAACUUCCUCCCCUGGGCGCCGACGGGAACGAGACUCUCCGGGAAGCCCACAUCCGGGGGUGUAUCCAGAGUCACGGCCGACAGACGCGCUCGCCGUCGCAAAGCGGUAGUCCGGUCUCGCAGCCCGCGUUGCCGGUGCGCAUGCUGGCGUUCACGGCGACGGAGAAGGAUUGUCUGGGCCACGACGGGUCCACGCAGGAAUGUACCAUCUGUAUGGAGGAUUACGAAGUUGGCCAGGCGCUGGUGCGUCUGGAAUGUCUGUGCAAGUUCCAUAAGCGAUGCAUCGUGGAAUGGUUUGAGCGGAAGAAGGAGUGUCCCGUGCAUAAGGUCUCAUGA
Messenger RNA from Aspergillus melleus, 1554 nucleotides. RefSeq names its product phosphatidylinositol-3-phosphate-binding ubiquitin-protein ligase. Gene Ontology annotation, molecular function: metal ion binding. The coding region runs from base 1 to 1554 and encodes 517 amino acids. The record is from RefSeq and is a predicted model, not a curated record. NCBI's taxonomy places the organism in Eukaryota, Fungi, Ascomycota, Eurotiomycetes, Eurotiales, Aspergillaceae. The transcript has 2 exons.